Molecule: messenger RNA, 1331 nt
Organism: Sesamum indicum (sesame)
Lineage: Eukaryota; Viridiplantae; Streptophyta; Magnoliopsida; Lamiales; Pedaliaceae
Biological process (GO): proteolysis
Molecular function (GO): ATP-dependent peptidase activity; metalloendopeptidase activity; ATP binding
Source: RefSeq, a predicted model, not a curated record
AAUCUGCAUUUUUUUGAGUUAGAAGUGGUGGAGAGUAGGCCAACGGUGUUGUUAACUGUCAGCUCUCCGGCCGCGCGAAACCUUAUCAGCUCACUGCUUUUGGAGAAGACGAAGUUAGAGAGAGAAAUACACAUACACAGAUAUGUCCCUUUCUCUCGCAUCACUCGUUUUCUCUCUCUACAGACCCACGACAUUCAACCCAGCACACGACUCCAAUCUGCUCACUAAACCCAGUAAACGUUUGAAAGUUCGGGCUUCCUCGUCUGCUGCUCCGGGAAUCGAUCUUACCACUCUGGAAUCCGCCUUUGCUAAGAAAGACAGUGAUGCUGUCAAAGAGGCACUUGAUCAGUUGAGUGAAGUUGGUUGGGCCAAGAAAUGGAGUUCUCAACCAUAUGUCUCACGUCGUACGACAUCUCUUCGGGAGUUGACAUCUCUUGGCAUAAAGAAUGCAGAGAAUCUUGCUAUUCCUAGCACCCGAAAUGAUGCAGCUUUUCUCUUUACCGUGGUCGGCACAACAGGAUUUCUGGGCGUUCUUGCUGGCCAGCUUCCUGGGGACUGGGGCUUUUUUGUGCCGUACUUGAUUGGAAGCAUCUCUUUGAUAGUUCUUGCUGUAGGGAGUAUUUCGCCAGGGCUGCUUCAAGCUGCCAUUGGUGGAUUUUCUUCGUUCUUCCCUGAUUACCAGGAGAGGAUUGCCAGACAUGAAGCAGCUCAUUUCUUAGUUGCUUACUUACUUGGCCUUCCCAUCCUUGGUUAUUCCUUGGAUAUUGGAAAAGAGCAUGUCAAUCUCAUCGAUGAACGGCUUGAAAAGCUUAUUUAUAGUGGGCAGCUCGAUGCCAAGGAACUAGACAGGUUGGCGGUUGUAGCGAUGGCUGGAUUGGCUGCAGAAGGUCUACAAUACGAUAAAGUUGUUGGUCAAUCCGCCGAUCUUUUCACUCUUCAGAGAUUUAUAAACAGGAGUAAACCGCAGCUUAGCAAAGAUCAGCAGCAAAACCUUACCAGAUGGGCGGUGCUAACUUGCAGGUGCUAUUUGCUGCGUCGCUAAUAAAAAACAAUCGGCUACUCCAUGAAGCCCUGAUGUCAGCGAUGUCAAACAAGGCAACAGUUGUUGAAUGCAUACAAGCAAUCGAGAAGGCUGAAUAAAUUUAGCCACUCUCUCUCUCUCUCUUAUUCUUUUGUGUGUGUAUGUAAAGAGAAGAAAAUUACUAACGCCACUGAUUUAUUGUUUGUUUCUUGAACCAACUUUACCAACUUUCUCAUAUAUGCUGAAUUGUAGCUGUUCGAUUUCUCAACAUAAUGUCUGAUUUUACAUUUCAUUACAAGCCAUUCCCUUU